Molecule: messenger RNA, 1449 nt
Organism: Monoraphidium neglectum
Lineage: Eukaryota; Viridiplantae; Chlorophyta; Chlorophyceae; Sphaeropleales; Selenastraceae
Exons: 3
Coding region: 1-1449 (482 amino acids)
Source: RefSeq, a predicted model, not a curated record
AUGAGGGUGACUCGAGUGGCCCUCGUGCUGGCGGCCUGCCUGGCGCUAGGGCCUGUGCACGCAUCACAGGGGCUUGAUCCCUGGGAGUUCAUCGAGCUCGAGCCUGUUGCCCACAGCAGGUCGCUCCUGCAGUCCGGGGGCAGCGCAGCCGGCGGUUAUGGCGGGUACGGCUACGGCUACGGCUCGUACGGCGGCUAUGGCGGCGCCGUCGGCCACCGCCGCUUGAUCGAGGCCGGCGGGUACGGCGGCAGUUACGGGUACGGCAAAAGCGGAUAUGGGAGUGGCGGGUACGGCAGUGGCGGGUAUGGCGGGCCCGCAGCCAGGCUGCUGAUGGAGGGAUUUGGCACGGAGGAGGAGCAGCAGGAGCAGGAGCGGCUGGAGUCGGCCGCCGCGGCUGCCGCGCGCCGUGCGCAGCUGCAGCGGGAAGCCGCAGCCGUCGACGCCGGCGACGCGGACGGCGCUGACGCACCCACCGCGGCGAUAGCGAUGGCAAUGCGCGGCGCGCGCGCCGCCGCGGCGGCGAGCAGCCUGCUGUCUGUGCCGGCGGGGCAGUGCUACUGCCGCUACGACCCUGAUUACAACACUUGGGCCGUGGGCGAGGACGCGUGCAAGGCGGCGCUGUACACAAAGUGCCGGGCCGGGCAGCUGCCCUGUGGCUGGCUGGACGCGUACUACGGGCACGUUGCUGGCAGCGCCAUGGCGCACACCCUGCCGCACGAGCAAGACAUCCUCGGCUUUGUGUUCGACGACUGCCAGCCACGCCCGCCCUGCGCCUGCGCUGGCGUCAAGUUUGAUGGCAGUGACUCUGUGACCACGGCUUUCGCCUGCUGCCGCGACCUGCGUGCCGCAUGCCGCACGCCCUUCAACGGCGUGGCCUGCGCUGAUGUGGACGCGUUCUGCAAGGACGAUGUGUCAAGCGCCAAGCUGCUGCACUGGGCGCAGCACAAGCUGCACCGCGCGGCAGAGUGCGCCGCUUACUCUGGGACGCCCUAUGACUUCCGCCCCCUGUCGGCUAUCAUGGCGGCCAAUCAGAGGGAUGAAGGCUCCGUCACCGCCGUUGAGGACACCGCAGCCCUCAUCAAGGCCGCCGUCGGGGCUACAGAGCCCGCCACCGCAGCGGCUCCCGCGGCGCGGGCGUUCGCAUCCAACCGUGUGGCCGCUGCCGUCAUCGGCGUCGGCGGCAUGCUGGUCGGCAUCGCGCUCGUGGGCAUGGCAAUGACGCUGCGCACCGGCACCGGCGCCGGCCACGGGGCCGGCGCUGACGACGCGAUCGAGGGUGGUGCUGCUGGCGUCGCCGAGCCGCUGCUGUACCCGGUGCCCGAGGUUGCCAAUCGGGAGGACGAGGUCAAUGCCCUGCGUCACGUGAUCAGCUCCAACUACCUCCUCGCGUCUGCGCCACCGACCCCAAGAACAGGCGGCGCCUCGCCUGGCAGCUUCCAGGAGCACUGA